AUGAAGACUCUGGUGGUGCUGACACUUCUAGCAACUGCAGCUGCUCACCCUAAGGCCAGCAAUGCAGAUGCUGAAGGGAAGUUGAGGAGGUUCUAUAUAGCAGCGCUAGAGUUGGAAUGGGACUACGCUCCAGCGGGCAACCUCGUCAAUGACGACCCAGAUGCCGACAUUUACAUAAAGAAUGGUCCUGUACGAAUUGGCAGCAAGUACACCAAGGUGCUGUUCCGGGAGUUUACCGACGACACUUUCCAAAACCAGAAACCCCACCCUCCGCUCCUGGGUCACCUUGGACCCGUCAUCAGGGCAGAGGUCGGGGACACCAUCCAAAUCGUCCUCAAGAACAUGGCGCUUACUUCAGGGCGGAACUUUUCCAUCCACCCCCACGGUGUCUUGUACGACAAACGGUCAGAAGGUGCCCUGUACAUCGACGGGACGUCAGGGGCGGACAAGUUCGACGACGGAAUCCCACCGGGCCAGAUGCACGUGUACAACUGGACGAUCCCCGAGUCGUUCGCGCCCACCAAAGACGACGAGAACUGCCUGGCGUGGCCGUACCACUCUCACCGCGCCUCGGAACGGGACGUCGCCACAGGACUGGUGGGCAUGCUGUUCGUCUGUCGGAGAGGCAUUCUGAACGACGAUGGGACGAGGAAGGACAUAGACCGAGAGAUCGUCCUCUACCUCGAUGAAAUAGCAGAAACCGCCAGCUUUGUCUUCGAGCAGAACCUAAAGCGGUGCGGCAACCCCGGCAAGUGCAAGUACCUCUUUGAAACGAAAGACCCAGACUUCUUCACCAGCAACAGGAUGUUCAACAUUAACGGCUACGUGUUCGGAAAUCUGCCCCGCUUCGAAGUCUACGAGAAGGAGAGUGUCGCGAUACACUUGUUUUCCUUGUACGAAGACAUCACCAAUUUCUACAUCAGCGGACAGACGUUGAAGUUCAGAAAUCAUAGAAAGAGUUCCAUCAACUACAUGGUCGGGUCAAGUCUCACUGUGACGCUGAUAGCUGAGAACCCAGGCACCUAUCUCAUGUCCAGCAUGAUCACACCCAGACAUAAAGCUGGAAUGGACGCGUUCAUCCACAUUCUUCCCGCUCCAUCUCGAACCUACUAUAUCGCAGCCGAGAAACGGAUAUGGAAUUACGCACCAAGCGGACACAAUCUAUUUCUCGGAGGUAGCUUUUCAGAUAAUAAUACUAAAGGGAGCGACUUGCACGCCCAGGCGGACAACCGAAUUGGUAGAAGCUACAUAAAAGGUCUUUACAUAGAAUACACGGACAGUACGUUCACCCAGCGGAAGUACCGGCCAUACGACGAGUACCAUCUUGGAUACCUGGGACCCGUCAUCAGAGCGGAAGUGGGGGACACCAUCAAGGUGGUCUUCAGAAACAGAGCAGACCGCCCGUACUCCAUCCUACCUCACGGGGUCACCUUCACAAAGGAAAACGAAGGCUUUAAAUACAAAGACCCUGAUACUGGUAAAUACGGUGGUAAAAUCGCUCAGCCUGGCCAGACCGUGACAUAUAUUUGGAACGUGCCCGAUGAUACGGCCGCGCCCACUGAUGACGAUGCCCCGUGCCUUGUUCACACCUACCAUUCGGGAGUGAACAUGUUCAAGGACCUACAGACAGGACUGUUCGGUCCUAUACUCAUCUGCAAGAGAGGCCAAGACAAAAAGCUCAACAAACACAGGUUCACCGCGUCUGACAGAGAGUUUUUCAUCUUCUUCUUGACGAACGACGAAAACGAAUCGUGGUACAUCGACGAGAACAUCCAACAGUUCGCGCUGGAUCCUUCCAGUGUCGACAAGAACGACGAAGGCUUCAUAGUAUCCAACGAAAUGCCCGCUCUCAAUGGCUUCACCUGGGCAAACAUGCCAGGUCUGAACAUGUUCACAGGCGACCAUGUCACGUGGUACACGUUUGGUCUGGGAACGUUCGACGAUCUACACGUGAUCAACAUGUUUGGUCAAAUCAUGACGUAUGAUGGCAAUCAUGUGGAGUCGAAGACUAUCCGACCCGGCGCCGGACUUACCCUGACAUCAAGGCCUGAUCGAAAAGGUAAAUGGGCUUUGGUAUGCCCUUCUCACCUUGCCGACGGGAUGAUGGCUACAUUCAGGGUGUUCCAGUCGCCGACGUUCCACAAAACGCCAAAGAAGCAUGGCUCUGGCCGCACCAGGGUCUACUACAUCGCCGCUGUUGAAGUAGAGUGGGAAUAUGCUGAUCAGAAGAUAGACCCUGUAGAGAACACGUCGUUACUCAACAAAACGCUACCUGGUUAUAUAUUUGUGAAGGACAACGACAAGUUCAUCGGAUCUAAGUACUUGAAGGCUGUGUACCGAGAAUACACGGACUACACGUUCACCAAGCAGGUCGAAAGAGGCCCCGAGGAGGAGCAUCUCGGCAUCCUGGGUCCCAUCAUCAGAGGCGAAGUGGGCGACAACAUACACGUCAUCUUCAAGAAUAUGGCUUCCCGGCCCUACUCCAUCCACCCUCAGGGUCUCUUCUACAGCAAGGGCAACGAAGGCGCUGAAUACAAAGACUGGACUUACCCUUCCAGAGGUGACCGAGUCCCCCCAGGACAGUUACACCUCUACUCCUGGCACGUCUCCCCAGAGUCUGCACCAGGCCCCAAGGAUCCCAACUGCAUCUCAUGGAUCUACUAUUCAGCCACGGAUCUCGUCAAAGACGCUCAGUCCGGACUGAUCGGACCUAUCAUCACCUGCAGAAAGGGCAUUCUCGACUCCAAGAACAAGAGGACGGACGUCGACAGAGAAUUCGCGGUUAUGUUCGUCAUCAUGAACGAAAACGACAGCUGGUAUCUCGACCGGAACAUAAAGAAAUUUGCACCCAAUCGGGUAGACCACGAUAAGCAGUUCCACAAGAGCAACUUGAUGUUUUCAGUCAAUGGAAAAAUUUUCGCAAAUAUAAAAGGACUGGUGAUGCAGCAAGAUGAUGUGGUAGACUGGCACCUGUUCGGCUGGGGAACGUACAAAGAUGUUCACCCUAUACAUUUCCACGGCCAGACGAUGGUGCUGCACACCGACAAGAACCACCGCGUUGACGUCAUAGAGCUGGCGCCGACCGUGUCGGAAACACUGCAGAUGUUGGCCGACAACCCCGGCACGUGGAUCAUCCACUGCCACGACGGCCGACACAUCGCCAACGGCAUGCAGGCAGUUUUCACCAUUCUGAAGAAACAUUAAGUGAUAAAAAAAAACCUUCAGGAGAUUAUUGAAUACCUUGUUAUUUUUCAAUCGCAGCAAUAUUUUUAACAGUAUUCAUUGGUUUAAAAAGGGCACUUGCAUUAUUAAACAAGAGACCUAUCGGCCUAUAGAGCUCUGCUAUUUAAUUUUCAAUUUUGUCAGUAAAAUAAUUGUAAUAUAUUUCUGUUAGUUUAAUGAGAUGUUCCCAGAGGUUCAUUGUACCAAGUUUCAGAACAAUCCAAUCGAAACUCUAAGAAGAUAGACUUCAAAUUAAAAGUUGAUGGACAAACGCCGGACAGACACCAGACAAAACACUAUUAUAAUAAAAAUUCAAUAUUUACUAAAUAUAUCUCUAUUAGUUUAUGAAAACUGCUUCAGAGAAUCGUAGUACCGAGUUUCAGAACUACCUGAUCAAAACUUUAGGAGAAUUCAAAUUAAAAACCUUUUUAUUUU
This is a messenger RNA of Gigantopelta aegis, 3657 nucleotides long. Its product is annotated as hephaestin-like protein. Bases 1 to 3204 code for a protein of 1067 amino acids. Gene Ontology annotation, cellular component: plasma membrane. NCBI's taxonomy places the organism in Eukaryota, Metazoa, Mollusca, Gastropoda, Neomphalida, Peltospiridae. Gene Ontology annotation, molecular function: copper ion binding; oxidoreductase activity. The transcript is spliced from 14 exons. Gene Ontology annotation, biological process: iron ion transport. The record is from RefSeq and is a predicted model, not a curated record.